AUGAAUAUUUAAUUGACUGAUAUAUUGACAGCUUAUGAAGCUGAGCAUUAUAUUGAAGCUCUUCAAAUAUUUGAGAUUACUGAAUUAGGAUGCAAAAAGUAAAAAUAUUUAAUAUAUAGGUGGUUCGCAUAAGAUGAGGUUUUAUAAAAACUUAAUUUUUAAGCACACAUAAAUGCCAUAACUAGAUCUGACGAAUUCAUUAUGGAAGCCUUCUGUACCUUUGACAAAAUCAAACCAUUAAUCUAUGAUUUAAUAAUGACUGAAAUGUGGAAGCAAUAUGUGUUCCCUUAUUUGAAAUCUCAUUUUACUGAAUUGUCAUCAAUUAGAUCUUACACAGUACUUUAACAUGAAGCUAUUGUCUGCAAUUUAUUAUAAAUUUGCUUAUUUCACAGAACUUCGAUAGAUGCAUCAGAAGGUUAUAUUCUUGAGAUAGUGGAUUAUUGCUAUCGAAAAUUAACAGCUUUACUAUAGAAGUACUGAAUUGUAAAAAAGAUUUAGGCCACCUGCAAAAAAGAUUGAGAAAAAAAGCAUUGAUUAUUACAAGAAUAGAACGAAAGAAGCUGAAAUAGAUGAACAAUUUUAGAAUGUAGAGUUUUAAAUUCAAAUGAUGUGUUUAAGCAUCAUAAGAUUCAUAACUGAUCAUUUAAAGCAUUUGCCAAUUAAUAUCUUACACCAAAUUAUUGUUGAAAAUGACUUUUUCUUUUUACUAGUCCCUUUGAUUGAAGAGAAACCUUGGUUGAGAAUUAAUCCUAAUAAUGAAAGAGAAGUAUUUGAAUAAUCAAAGUGGGUUACUUUAAAUAAGGAAGAUUAUAGUAAACUACCUAAAAUUGAAGCUUAAUUGUGGAUUACAAUAUAUAAUUUAUUCAUGGAUCCAGAAAGUAGAAGGAAAUAUGAAUUGAAUGAUUUUAAAAAGAGUAAUUUAUUAAGAUUAAGGAAAUUUAUGAAUGAAUUGCUUUUGGAUUAGAUUCCCCAACUUGUGGAUAUGUUGAGGUCUUUGGAAGAAUUAUCCCUAUUGUAAGUACAAACUUAGAGUAAAAAUACUAUUGUAGUACAGUAAUUGCCAGAAUUACGUUUAGCAAUAUGCAAAGAUAAGAAUUGGAGCUCUAUUGCUUAAAAAUAAAAAGAAGAGUAUUUCCAAAUAGAUGAUCCAAGUAUAAAAGAAGGUAUUAUAUAUUCAUAUUUUAAUAGAUAUCAAAAGAAUGGCUGAAUUAUAUUCCAAUACAGUGUUUGAAGGUAUUAUUGAUGGAUUUAAAUGUGAGAAAUGUACAAAGGAAGCUACAAAGAGAUGUUCUCGUUGCAAAUAAGUGUGGUAUUGUAGCAAAGAUUGCUAAGUUGGUGAUUGGCCAAAACAUAAGGUCAAUUGUAAGACAACUACGACAUAAAAAUAAGAAGACUCUAAGUAAGUAGAGAAGUAAUCAGAUAAAUUAUUGGAUCAAAUUGAUUGA
Molecule: messenger RNA, 1445 nt
Organism: Paramecium octaurelia
Lineage: Eukaryota; Ciliophora; Oligohymenophorea; Peniculida; Parameciidae
Source: the annotation of a GenBank genome assembly